AGAAUGUGUUAUUGAAGACUUUGGUGCUGUUCAUGUUAUGCCAACUCACCACCCAAUCAAGUGGAGUCACAAAGUUGGAUCUGGGCUUCAGGGAUAUCACAAAACUAACAAAGGGGAUGUUCAUACAAUAUUCAAAUCUAGAAGUUCUUAACUUGCGAUUUAAUAAAAUAGCUGAAAUUGAAGAUGGCACAUUUGCUGGUUUAGAAUCGCUUGAAGAACUAUAUUUGUAUGGCAAUCGCAUAAAAGUGUUACCAAAUGACAUAUUCAGUAAUAUGUCAUCCCUAAGAGAUCUUUGGCUAAAUCACAAUGACCUAGUAGAAUUACCAAGUGGAAUUUUUAAAGACUUGAAAUCACUGACAUGGCUAAGCCUUGAGUACAAUGACCUGAACAAUUUAACAGUUGGUAUAUUCAGAAUCUUGAUGUCACUUAAAGUACUUGACCUCGAUCAUAAUGCACUGACAUCAUUACCAAAUGGCAUAUUCAGUAAUUUGACAUUACUGAGACAUCUUCAGCUUUUUGGUAAUAACUUAACAUAUUUAGAAGAAGGAACAUUCAGUGACUUGACUUCACUAAAAUGGCUUGACCUCGAAGAAAAUUCCCUAACAAUAUUACCAGAAGGCAUAUUUUCUAACUUAGAAUCUCUGAAAUAUCUUUUCCUGAGUAACAAUAAGUUAACAGCCUUACCAGUUGGUAUCUUUGGUUCACUGAAAUCACUUCAGCUUCUAAACUUGAAUAAUAAUGAAUUGACGAUGUUACCGAAUGGCAUAUUCAAGAAUCUUGCAUCUCUGACUCUUCUCCACCUCCAAAAUAAUAGCCUUCAAUAUAUCCCUGUUGAAAUCUGCAAUUAUAUUGAUUAUAUGCCAAGUUUGUUUGAAGUAUACUUGCAUGGAAAUAAGAUAAAUAGAUAUCCACCCAAGUACAUGGAAAACAUCAAAAUACAUGAAAGUGAUACCUGUAUGAUUAUAGCAAACCCAAUAACCACAACAACAACAGAAAUGCCAACAUCAACAACAUCAAAACCAAGAACAAAAAUAGUAGAAGGAUCAACCCAAACAACAAAACGAUUUGACUUCUCAACGCAACCAUCUGUCCUAACAUCACAACCACUUGAUCAAGCAACAAAACAACCUGACCAAACAACAAAACAACCUGAUAAAACAACUGACCAAACAACAAAACAAUCUGACCGAUCAACACAACCAUCUGACCAAACAAGAAAACAAUCUGACCAAAUAAAAGAAAGAUCAGACAAAGCAAAUGCCUUAUCUGAGCAACAUCAUAAAGAUCAUGCCUUGAUUAUAGGUUUGGUAUGUGGAAUAUCAGGUUUAAUCCUGUUUGUUAUGAAAGUUGCAUCAUUCUUCAUAUACAAAAAAAUAUCAAAACAACAUGGAUCACCAGAUAUUGUAACAAACGAGGCACCCUAUCAUGAAACAGAAUCACACAUAUGAAACAAUAAAACAAUCCGACCAAACCACAAAACAAUCCAACCAAACAACAAAACAACCAGACCAAACAACAAAACAAUCUGACUGAUCAACACAACCAUACAAUCCAACAAAACAACUAGACCAAACAACAAAAUAACCAAACCAAACAACAAAACAAUCUGACAUAACAAUAAAACAAUUAUGAAACAGAAUCAUACAUAUAAGUGACUCAACCCACAGGGGUUUAAAUUAAGCGCUUAUCGAGUCGAGGCUUGCUCUAUUGACUUCUUUUUUUGUCAAGGCGAAUUCCUGUGGACUUAAACCAAUGAUAAAUCUCAUCCUAUGAGUGCAACAUGACAUAAUAAUAUGACUAAAGGCUGGUUUGUUUGUGUUUGCCAAACAUUGAUCAAACAAGACUUACACCGUACAUUGUACAUUGAUAAGUUCUUAUUACAAUUUUUGUAAACUUUGCCAUAUAUAACAUACCAAUCUACAUAAUCUAUUAGUAACACUGGCACAUGUAAAUGUUUUUGAAUACUCAUAUGCAUAAAUGUCUAUUGUGUAAAAUUAAUCUGAAUGUCAAAUAUAUACUAAUUUAUAUAAUUUUUAGUAUCUUUUGG
This is a messenger RNA of Owenia fusiformis, 2047 nucleotides long. NCBI's taxonomy places the organism in Eukaryota, Metazoa, Annelida, Polychaeta, Sabellida, Oweniidae. The record is from the annotation of a GenBank genome assembly.